AUGGCAAUCGCCGAGGCCGAGGAUGAGGCGGCUCGAGCUAGGCUAGAGGCUAAGUUGUGGUCCGAGGACCCGGCGCGACACGUGAGGUUACCCAUGACAGUUAUAACGAGCAGGUCACCAGCUGAGAUGAAGACGCCGCCACAGCCUGAGCAAGAAGUACCGGAUGAGAGUCGUGAGGAUCCGUUAGGGAGAUUGGUGCAUUCGAUUACUUCUUCCCAUCUGACUAAACCUGCGCACAGCUCUUCUCCGGCCCGGGUGGUUGGUGGCCAGAACUCUACUGGAUCCAGAGAGGUUGGAAAGUUCUUCCAAGGUAUCGCUAAGCCUCACCUACCGAAGUUUGAUGGUAAUCGAGAUCUUUACGAGGAUUGGCGGGCACAGUUUGAAGUUUUCGUGGAGCAGGCUGAAGUCCCGAUCAGAUUUAAAAUGAUCAUGCUUAAGAACGCCCUGAUAGGACGCGCCGGCAAGCUGGUCGAGAAUCUCGGUUUUACCGAAGCCCAGUACUCUAUCGCCCUCUUUAAGUUGGAUCAGCGCUAUGGCGGAGAGUCAAGGAUCUUGAAGAAAUACAUCGACCAGUUGAUGGCACUCAACGAGGUCAGUGAACAGGAUUUGAAGGGAUUGGAGGAUCUGGCGAACCAUUUAUGCGAUGUAGUGUCGAAGUUAGCAGAUACAGACCAUGCCCAGGAGUUAGUUGGACAGAACACGUUGUAUGCUCUCGUGAGGCGGAAGGUGCCCGUUUCCCUGUUGGUAAAAUACACAGAGUCGGACACUUCGACGAGGAUAGAUGGGUUGGCAGUAUUCGCCAAAUGGUUCAACCAUCAUGUAUGUUUGAUGAUUGAAAUGACUGACUUGAGGGAGUCACGCCGCAAGGGACCAAGCCAGACUAAUGCUAACAAGUUGGUGAAACGACCAGACAAGAGCACGGCCUAUGCUUCGACUGCGACCGCUUACUCCGGGACGACGUCUAAACCAGCUGACGCAGAAAACCAGUAUUCCUUCCCUUUGUGUAAGGCCGCACAUCACAUCGUCAAGUGUGACAGAUGGACACCUACUACUACUAGCCAACGUUGGGACAUUGCUAAGGAGAAGGCCCUGUGCUAUAGAUGCCUGUGUAGCAACCAUAUGGGCAAGGAUUGCCAGAAGGGAUCCCGCAAGUGUGGGAUUGACGGCUGUCAGAAGAACCAUCAUCGUCACUUGCACAGAAGGAAGCCGAAGACAGAUGUGUCGGUCGAGCCUAAAGACCAUGCCAACAACAUGUUUGGAGUCGCCAAGGAUGGAAGAGUUUAUCCAAGCAAGGUCGCCCUACGAGUCAUCCCAGUUUAUGUAGUUGGGAGUCGAGGACAACGUCAACGACUGAACGCGCUGUUGGAUGAUGGCUCAGAUUCAACAUAUAUAACCAGAUCUGCAGCAGAAGCCUUAAACACCCCUGUGCAGGAACAGGCCUUGAGUGUAUCUACUUUAACUGACCCUAAGAAAUCCCUACGUAGUGGCCUGACGGUGAUGACGAUCGAAAGCUUGAGCGGCGAGAUAACGGCCAAGGUGGGAGCACGAGUUCUUGACAGGUUGUGUGAGAAUCUACCGCCGCAAAAUUGGCAGCAUCUACGAGAUCAAUGGUCUCAUUUGAAGGGAAUCGAGUUCCCAAGAGUAGAUUGGUGCAAGACCGUCGAUAUUUUAAUUGGUGCUGAUCACCCGGAAUUGACGUUAGCAUUGGAGGAGCGACCGGGCCAACUGGGAGAGCCGGUGGCAAGGCUGACACCUCUGGGAUGGACAUGCACAGGGUCCAUUGAGGUGGUCACUCCUUUGACCAGCAAUUCUGUUACGACUGCAAAUACUUAUUCAACAAUUACGGAUCGUCAGUUGGACGAGAGCCUCCGAUCAUUGUGGAACAUGGAUGUGUUCACAACUACAUCAGAGACCAACUUCACUCCAGAAGAGCGGGCGAUCAUCAAGAGGACUGAGGCCUCCAAGGUGUACACAGACAAUCGCUAUGAAGUUUCGAUUCCGUGGGUUGGCGACACCACUGACUUACCAAACAACUUUCAGGAAGCUCGGCGCCGCCUGUUGUCUAUAGAGCGUACUCUCCUCAAGAAACCACACUUAGCCGAAAAGUACUGCGACUGGAUGAGGCAGAAUAUCCAGAAGGGGUAUCUGCAAGAGAUUGAAGCUGCUAAUGCCGAAGGGGGUUGGUAUUUGCCACAUUUCCCAGUCGUACGGUAG
Messenger RNA from Lineus longissimus, 2214 nucleotides. RefSeq lists its product as uncharacterized. The transcript has a single exon. The record is from RefSeq and is a predicted model, not a curated record. NCBI's taxonomy places the organism in Eukaryota, Metazoa, Nemertea, Pilidiophora, Heteronemertea, Lineidae. Bases 1 to 2214 code for a protein of 737 amino acids.